AUGCCGUGCUGUGUUGCCACACUGCACUAUCUUGGGUGCCAACAUCGCAUGCUCUACAAGCUUCAUUGCACGACCUUUCAAUGCGAUGAGCAUUCCAUGUGCCCUCGAGAGCGUCAGAGCGUCCUUCUAGCAGCUAGAUACAGAUGGUCUUGCGAAGACUGCACCCGCCGUCAACACAGGAUCGAAGACAAUGAGCGUGCCAACAAAUGGACCGAAAAGGUUGUGAUGCUGGCCGGAGACGUAAACUUGAGCAAGGACGAUUGGAGGAAUUCUUACCGACUUCUUGAACUAAGAAGUGACUUCACGGAAGCCAAGUUGCGCAAGAAGCGUACGAAACAAUUGUCUGAAAUUCAACGGGCUGAGAAAUGGGUCCACGAGUACGCAUGGACGAUCCUCGAGUUGCUCCACGGAGAUGACGACUUUGAAGACAUUUCCUCGGAGGACGGCGACAUAUCCAUGUCAGGAGUGGAGGAUAAGCAGCUUCAAGCCUCUCACGCAGUUGAUGUCCCAAUGCUAGAAGCUGGGCCCGAACAGGACGAAGAGGGACAAGAACAGCAAGAUGUUGAAAUGGGAGGGCAGCAGGGAAUAUCUUCAGAGCCAAGCUACAACUCUGAUGCCGAAGCUCAGCUGGAAAGACUUGAGGAAAUGUUCCUGGCCAAAGACAACGACCUGAUUCUUGUUCGAGAUGCUUCUGGGACGGCCUGUCGCCAGCAGGUGACUCAGAAAGGAGCGGCUCGGCCUUUCGGCUCGGCCGCUGCGUCCAAGUCUGCCGCAAUGCCAGCUGCUGAAACAGAAUCCAACAUCCGGGAACCCAAAACCCCGCCAGUUCUCUCGUUUCUGGGUGGAAUCCCAGCCUGGGGCGCUGGCCUGAGGUAG
This is a messenger RNA of Metarhizium album ARSEF 1941, 876 nucleotides long. RefSeq lists its product as uncharacterized. Lineage: Eukaryota; Fungi; Ascomycota; Sordariomycetes; Hypocreales; Clavicipitaceae. Bases 1 to 876 code for a protein of 291 amino acids. The transcript has a single exon. The record is from RefSeq and is a predicted model, not a curated record.